Messenger RNA from Didymodactylos carnosus, 1542 nucleotides. The record is from the annotation of a GenBank genome assembly. Lineage: Eukaryota; Metazoa; Rotifera; Eurotatoria; Philodinida; Philodinidae.
CACAAGAACAAAUAAAGUAAAAAAACGCGUGUCGAUCAAAUGUGUCGUUUAAAAAAUUUAAAUUAUUUUUCGACGUAAUAGAAGCCCCUGGGCUUCUAAUACACCUUCCACAUCCAUUGCUCCAGAGAGGGCUUCUAAUACGGGAGGGCUUCUAAUAUGGGGGAGGCUUCUAUUAUGGGGGGGGGGGUUUAACAACAUCUCUUUUUUCUUUAGGUGAAUCAAAUUCCUGAAACAAGCACUGGUAUUGUUUAUUGGAUGAGUCGUGAUCAACGUGUUCAAGAUAAUUGGGCAAUGUUAUACGCACAACGUCUAGCUCUCAAACAACAAUUCGCUUUACAUGUCUGUUUUUGUUUGGUACCAACAUUUUUACAAGCAACUAUUCGAGCAUAUCGAUUUAUGUUAAAAGGUCUACAAGAAUGUGAACAAGAAUGUAAAAUAUUAAAUAUUCAAUUUCAUCUUCUUAUGGGUCAAGCAGAAAAUGUACUUCCACAAUUUGUUGAAAAAAAUAAUAUUGGAACAGUUGUCUGCGAUUUUGCACCGUUAAGAGUGCCAAGAUCAUGGGUAGAAAAUGUAGCAAAAAAAAUUACAACUAUACCAGUCGUGCAAGUUGAUGCUCAUAAUGUUGUUCCAUGCUGGAAAGCAUCACCAAAACUAGAAUAUGCCGCACGUACAAUUCGAAAUAAACUUCAUCAACAAAUGGAUGAAUAUUUUACAGAAUUUCCACCACUUAUCAAACAUCCACAUUCUACUAAACAUCCAGCCGAAAUUAUUGAUUGGCAAAAAGCCGAUGAUUGUUUACAAGUUGAUCGAGUAGUUGAUGAAGUUGAUUGGGCUAAACCAGGCUAUCAAGGCGGAAUUGAACAAUUAGAAUCAUUUAUUAAUACUCGUAUUUUACAUUUUGCUUUGGGUCGUAAUGAUCCGAAUAAAGGAGCUAUUUCAAUGUUAUCACCUUGGCUUCAUUAUGGUCAAAUAAGUCCUCAACGUGCUCUUCUCAUCAUAUCAAAACUACGUUCAAAAUAUAAAGACUCAUGUGAUUCAUUUAUAGAAGAAACAUUUGUUCGACGCGAAUUAUCUGAUAAUUAUUGUUAUUAUCAAGAAAAUUAUGAUAAUCUCAAUGGUGCAUGGGAUUGGGCAAAAAAAACAUUGAAUGAUCAUCGAAAUGAUAAACGAACACAUUUGUUUACACGUGAUCAAUUUGAAUAUGCGCAAACGUAUGAUGAUUUAUGGAAUGCAUCUCAAGUACAAAUGGUCAAAGAAGGAAAAUUACACGGUUUUCUAAGAAUGUAUUGGUGUAAGAAAAUUUUAGAAUGGACAAAAACUCCAGAAGAAGCAAUUGAAAUAGCUAUUUACUUAAAUGAUAAAUAUAAUCUCGAUGGAAGAGAUCCUAAUGGUUAUGUUGGUAUCAUGUGGUCAUUAUGUGGGAUUCAUGAUCAAGGAUGGCGUGAACGACCAAUAUUUGGAAAAAUUCGUUAUAUGAAUUAUGAAGGAUGUAAAAGAAAGUUUGAUAUAAAAACAUUUUGUGAAAAAUAUAAAAGUCUAUAG